AUAAGUGGCGAAUUUUCGUUGCAGGAUUGGAGGACAUCGGGAAGAGAAUGCAAGCUGCGGUACGGAAACGUCAAAGCAAUGCACCUCGGUCGUCAACAAACCCCAGCCAACCAGAGUCCAAGCCAAAAGGGUCAUCAAUGAAGAGGCCACAGUUCCACUUUGACCUGUGGUUCUAUCUCACAGUACAAAACUGGAUACUGGACUUUGGAAGGCCCAUUGUAAUGAUCAUUCUCCCUCUGGAGUGGUUCCCCCUGAACAAGCCCAGUGCUGGAGACUACUUUCACAUGGCCUACAAUGUCAUCACGCCAUUCCUACUGCUCAAGCUGAUUGAGAGGAGUCCCAGGGCCCUGCCUCGCUCCGCCGUGUACCUGAGCAUCAUCACCUUAGUGAUGGGUGCCAGCAUCCACCUGGUGGGCGACUCCAUCAACCAUCGUCUGCUGCUGAGUGGCUACCAGCUCCACCUGUCUGUCAGAGAGAACCCCAUCAUCAAAGACCUCAAACCUGCUACACUGAUUGAUUCGUUUGAGCUUCUUUAUUUUUAUGAUGAACAACUGGGACAUUUGAUGUGGUAUAUUCCUUUCUUCAUAAUCCUCUUCCUCUACUUCACUGGCUGCUUUACUCACGUCAAAGAGGAGAAGACGAUGCCCCUGUCUGGUUGGCUGCUACUCGGACCCAGUGCCCUCUACUAUUGGUACUUGGUCACAGAGGGUCAGAUCUUCCAACUCUUCCUCCUCACCUUCCUAGCUAUGGUAGCCACGGUGAUCCACCAGCGGCAUAAGGGCUCUGUCCCAGACGCCAAUGGCCUCUUUCUGUUGGCCAGCUUCUCUGUCACCAUGUUCCUGGUAGCCGUGUGGGUGGCCUGGCUGUGGAGCGACCCGGUGCUGCGUAAGAAAUACCCCGGUCACCUGUACGUCCCCGAGCCCUGGUCCUACUACACAUUGCACGUUAAGGACAGCCACUGAUAGGAGUGACAACAGAAUUGACAGGUCUGAAACGUUCCUGCUACAGAUAAAUGGUCUAUCCGCUCCCGAAUGACAUCAUCAGCAAGCGCCACAUGGAGUGUGGAUCGAGCACAGUGUUGUGCUGCAUUCUGGGACAGGCCCUUCUUUUCUACAGUUGCACCUCACCACUCCCCCAACCCCAACCCCAUCCACAUGACAAUGACCAUCUUACAGUAUGCAAUGUUACAGUAUUAAUUUAAAAUGAGACAAAACAAUGAACUCAAAGAAAGGUCAGUGUUGGAUGUACUUGAACAUCAUUGUAUUGCUUCAAGUAAGUUGUUUGAACAUUUCAAUAUCAGAUAUUUCUAGUAAUAAAUGUUUUUUACUCCA
Messenger RNA from Oncorhynchus masou masou (cherry salmon), 1331 nucleotides. RefSeq names its product ceroid-lipofuscinosis neuronal protein 6 homolog. The coding region runs from base 48 to 962 and encodes 304 amino acids. Gene Ontology annotation, cellular component: membrane; endoplasmic reticulum. Lineage: Eukaryota; Metazoa; Chordata; Actinopteri; Salmoniformes; Salmonidae. The transcript is spliced from 8 exons. The record is from RefSeq and is a predicted model, not a curated record. Gene Ontology annotation, biological process: lysosome organization.